Messenger RNA from Vigna umbellata (rice bean), 333 nucleotides. Lineage: Eukaryota; Viridiplantae; Streptophyta; Magnoliopsida; Fabales; Fabaceae. The record is from RefSeq and is a predicted model, not a curated record.
AACAUAAAAAAAACUGUCCUGCUGUAAGUUUCAUCCUUUGAGUGUGAAAUCAUGGCCAGUGUCAACAAAAUUGGAAGGAAGGCAUGUGUGAUAGGUGGAAGCGGAUUUAUGGGCUCUUGCUUGGUAAAGCAAUUGCUUCAGAAGGGUUAUGCUGUCAACACCACUGUUAGAGAUCCAGAUAAUACUAAGAAAAUAUAUCACCUUUUAGCACUGAAAAGUUUGGGCGAACUGAACAUAUUUGGAGCAGAUUUAACAAGUGAAAAGGAUUUUGAUGCCCCUAUAGCAGGUUGUGAACUUGUCUUUCAGCUUGCUACACCAGUGAACUUUGCUUCU